ACGCUCCGGGUUAUGACCUGCCAAUUCUGAGGCAACUGCGCAACGUGUGAACCUUGGAAUGAAAUUUCUGUGAGACAAUACUGUCCUAGCGUGCUCGUAAGGACCCGUGGCGAAACCACAACUUGCGCACAAAGGCUUGAGCUUGGGGCCAUCGUCGUUGGGUAGCUUCCCGCUGCGCCCGAAGGCGUGAUGGCUUCCGCAUCUACAGCUGCUGGUGUGCAUCUGGCAACAAUCCGUAGAACAAUAGAUGGCCUUCUGGCUGAUGUGGGCAGCCUUCUGGCGGACCUAACUUCCCAAGAGCACCCCACGGGCUCGGCCGAGGAUGAGGAGAAUGAGGAAGCUCGUCGCCCCAUCGACGUCGCUCUUCAUAGCUUCUGGGAUUCUUACUAUGACCUAAAGCGCCGGCACGAAGAAAACGCGCUGUCAGUCGCGGUCCUAGCGCUGACAAAGUCAGGCAAGUCCACGCUCCUCAACGCGCUGAUGGGCGCGGAGGUCCUGCCCAUGAACAACGUCCCCGAGACCGCCCGCAUCGUCCGCAUCACCCACGACCCCACCGCGCGGGAGCCCCACCUGCGCGACGCGGCGGGUCGUACCCUGGCGCGAGGCGAGGCCGCCGUACGGUCCUGCCUGCAGCAGCUCAACAGCGCAGCCCGGCAGCAGCGCUGCGGCUCGGGGCCGCUAUCGCCGCAACCCUCGGGUCCGGAGCGGGACGUGUUCGGCAGCGGCGCGGCUGCAGCCAGCAGUGCCCUGGGCGGCAUGGGUGAGGGACUGUGCGGCGGUGUGGGCAGCUCCUCCUCCGCGGUGCUGACCAUCUCCGCCCCGCUGGUGGCGCUGUGCGGCGAGGGCGGCUACGGGGCGGAUCUGGGCCGCGUGACGCUGCUUGACACCCCGGGGCCCAACGAGGCGGGGGAGGAGCAGCUCAAGUACCAGGUUGAGCGGCUGCUGGAGGGAGUUGACUGCGUGCUGUACCUGCUGGACUACACCAAGCUGAAGACGGCGGAGGAGGAGGGGCUGUUCAGGAGGCUGCGGGCGGUCAACCCGCAGCUGGUGGAGAGGCUCAGCAGCCGCCUCUUCUUCGUCAUCAACAAGGUUGACGCCUGCGAGACCUCGGAGGGUCUUGACCCCGAGGAGGUGCGCGCCUACGUGGCGGACCUCGUCACCCGCCAGCUGGGAGCAGCAGGGGCGCCACCACCGUCACCACUCGCCGUGCCGCCCUCCUCCUCAGCCGCCGCAUCCGGCCUGGUGUCGGUCUGCGCCUCCUCCCCGCCCGCCCCAGCCUCCCUGCUUACCUCCCCCCUCCGCGGCGGCAACAGCGCUUCCGCCCCGCCCGCCAGCCCCUUCACCCCCACUCGCGGUGCCGGCACCGCCACACCCUUCAGCCCCACCGCCACCGCCGCCAUUCCCCCGCCCGCCUCCCCCGCUCCCUCCGCCAGCCCGGCCCCCGCAGCCCCCUUCCGUCUGCGUCCCGAGCAGGUGCUGCUGCUGUCGGGUCGCAACGCGCUGCUGGCCCGGCUGGUGCUGGGCGGCAGGGCGGCGCCGGAGGCAGCCAAGCGCUUCCAGCGGCUGGCGUUCGGGGCGUUUGGGGCGCUGGGGUUUGGUGGUGGAGGCGGGGGGCGCGGAGGCAGUGCGGGGCCGUCACAGGAGCAGCUCCGCGCCGCCGCCGGGUGCCUGCUGGAGGGCAGCGGGGUGUGCGAGCUGGAGGGACGCGUGCUGGCUUUCCUGGCGGCUCAUGCGGCGUCAGUGAAGGCGCUGGCCACAGCGGACGACACCGCCCGGCUGCUGGUGCAGGUCCGCAAUGUCGCCCUGGCUGUGCGCAGCUGCUUGCACCGCAACGUGGCGGCGCUGCAGGCGCAGGCGGAGGCGCUGCGGGGGGAGCUGGCGGAGGCGGCGGGGGCGGUGGAGGAGGUACGGCAGCGCGCGGACGCGGUGCAGGCGGAGGUGGUGGCGGAGAUCAAGACGCACCUCAACACGCUGCGGCGCCGCCUCUUCACUCACAUCAUACAGACCCUGGACACCGACACACGCGCCCCGCCGCCGCCCUCCUCCCCUCCCUCCUCCUCCUCCGGUAGCAGCAGCAGCAGCACCCCCAUGCAGCACACCUGGGCGCGUGUGAGGGAGAAGUUCCUGUCCAUGUUCACCGCCACCAGCAGCGGCCUGCCGCCCCACCCGCCACCCCCCUCCGCAGCUGCAGAGGGCAGCAGUGGUGGGGCGGGGGGCAGCGGCAGCGGUAGUGGGGGUCCCCGGGUGUUUGCGGGGGUUGCUGCUGAGGCUCGCAGCCGCAGUCGUGAGGAGCUGCAGGCGCUGCUGCGGGAGCUGCAUGACGACCUGAUGGGGCAGAUCCACUCCGAGGUGUACGACUUCUGGGGUGUGCUGGAGGCGUGCGCCGCCUCGCGCCACGCGGAGCUGCUGGGGGCGCUCAACUCCCACCUGGCGGCACUGGCGGGGCGGGUGGAGGGGGCGGUCAGCGAGGCGCUGCAGGUGACGCUGGCCCCCGCGGACAUCCGGCUGCGGCCGCCCUCCGCGGAGGAGCUGCACUCGGACGUGCAGGCGCUCAUCGACAAGGGCAUCCGGCAGGGCACCGAGAAGCACAUCCGCGUGGGCAGCCGCACCACCACCGAGCGCGUGCUCCGCCACCCGCCCGGCCCGCCCUCGCUGUGCCGCUGGGGGGGCUACUGGGUGGAGGUGCCGCGCAGCCGCACAGUGGUGGAGACCUACACCGCAACCGUGUACUCGCUGAAGCCGGAUGAGAUAGCCAACCACUUCAUCGGUCUCGUUGACAGCGCGGUGACCGCCAGCGAGCAGGCGCUGGGCUCCUACGUGGGGGCGCUGGUGGAGCAGCAGCUGGCGGCGGCAAGGGAGCGGAUCAGGGAGUACGGAGACAGGUACCUGGCCGCCAUGUCCGCCGCGCUGGCCGCCAGCAGUCGCGGCGCGGAGAGCCGCAGCGCCGCGCUGGCGGCAGUGGAGGGCUACCUGGGGCGGCUGGAGGGGCUGGCUGAGCGGGUGCAGGCGGCGCAGCGGGAGGCGGAGGCGGCGGUGCCGGGCGGCGCGGCGGGGCUGAUGGAUGAAGUGGAGGUGUAUGAGGAGGAGGAGGGUGGGGAGGAGGAGGAGCAGGUGUAUGGAGGCGAGGAGCCGGCGUAUGGGGAGGAGGAGGAGCAGCUGGGGCAGCAGGAGGGGGACGGUAGCGGCGGAGAGCAGGCGACCGCAGCGGCGGCGCCGGCUGCUGAGGCUGAGGCUGACGGCGCCGCUGGUGCCUGUGCUGCCGCUCUGGGUGAUGUUGGGGGUCUGCCAACGGAGCACAGCCGGACUAGCAUCCCGGACAUCGACGAGGUGGGCAGCGGCGGCGAGGAGGGCGAGGAAGAGGAGGAGGAGGUGCUGCCGGAGCUCCGGGUGGAGGAGCCCAAGGAAGGGAAGGAGGAGGAGAAGGAGGCGGGGGCUGCUGCUGAAGCGGCGGCGGCGGCGGAGGCAACGGAGGUAGCUGCAGCAGCCGGGACCUCCGUUUUCGCGGAGCCGGGUGGCGCGUCGGCCGCCGCAGCUUCCCCGGGGGCUGAGGUGGCGGUGCCGGAGGGGGCGGGUGGGAGCGCCGCGGUGCCCUCCCUGCGCUACAUCGCGGGAGCAGUGGUGGAUGAGGACCUGUAUCCCCCGGUGGCACCGGAGCAUCAGCAGCAGCUGCAGGCAGAGGAGGAGGAGCAGCAGCAGCAGCAGGAGCUGGAGGGGGGAGCUGAUGUGCCCCUGGCUGCUGCGGGCCCUGCAGGCGGUGCAGCGGCCGGGGCGGCUCCCUCAGCGCUGGCGGCAUCCGGGCUGGGUGCGGCAUCGUACCCUGCUGCGCCCUUCGACUACGGCAGCGCCUUCCUGCGCGCCAUGGCCAGCAGUGAGAUGUCAGUCGGGGGGUCGUCCAGGAGCGCCCAUCAGGAUCUGCAGCAGCAGGCGGCGGGGGAGGAGGAGGAGGAGGAGCCGCUCACCAUGAUCCCGCUCACGGC
This is a messenger RNA of Astrephomene gubernaculifera, 3977 nucleotides long. Lineage: Eukaryota; Viridiplantae; Chlorophyta; Chlorophyceae; Chlamydomonadales; Astrephomenaceae. The record is from the annotation of a GenBank genome assembly.